CUUCACUCGCCGGUCCUCGUCCUCGGGCCGCCUCGCUGUUCGGCACCGCGUUGUAUUAACCCGCCUGCGUGGCCUGCACGACCGCCAUGUCGGUCUGCUACGACUCGAUCGGCAUCCCGGUCCCCUGCGCAGGGUGGAACGUGUACGACUCGUACGUCACCGACCCGCGGUACCAGCGCUACUUCACCAUCGCCUGGACCUCCGCUUUCGCCGUCGCCUUCAUCGUUAACGCGCCCGCCCUCGUGCGCACUCUCGCGACCGGCGACUGGCGCCGCGCCCUCGGCUCCUCGGCCGGCCUGUUCGGCGUGCACGAGGGCCACGCAAGGCGAGGCUACGUGCCCCUCGGACGCGACGACAAGAAGCGUCCCGAGCCGCACUCGAGCACGUCCGGAUUAGCCCGCCGACCGUACCUCGCCCUCGCCGCCGUCGUCCGCUCGGCGUCCCUCCUCACCCUCCCUCUCCCGGCCUUCUUCGCCCGCCUGUCGUCACGCACCACGCCGUCCUGCCACCCGACGCGCACCUACGCCCCGUUCAGCCUCGGCCGCCUCGCCGUCGCCCUCCUCAUCCCGGCCUUCCUCGUCGCGACCCUCCUCCCCGAGUCGCAACUACGCGCCAACCCGAACCGGUUCGGCUUUCUCGCCAUCGCCUGCAUCCCGCUCGUCUUUGUCCUGAGCGCCAAGAACGGGCCGGCGAGCUGGCUCCUCGGCCGAGGCUGGACGGCCGUCAACUUUCUGCACCGUUGGCUCGCGCGCGCCAUCGUCUUGCUCGUCCUCCUCCACUUCUACUUCUGGACCAUCCAGUACUCGGGCGCGGCCCAGACGGCGUUCCUCGCCGGCGAGAAGGAGCGGCGCGGCAUCGCCGCCCUCGCUUUCCUCCUCCUCCUCACCCUGUCGUCCCUCCCGCCUAUGCGCCGCUUCUCGUACCCCGUCUUCUUCACCCUGCACCACUGCGGCCUCGUCGGCUUCCUCGUCUUCCUCCACCGCCACACGGUAUACGCGCGCGCCUACUCGACCUGGCCCGUCGUCGCCAUCUACACCCUCGACGUCCUCGGCCGCCUCCUGUCGCUGCGCGUCCGCGUCGCAGAGUGCGACGCCCUUGAGGGCGGCAUGACGCGCGUCGCCCUGCCCGGCCUGCGCGCCGGCUGGCGCGGCGGGCAGCACCUCUCGGUCCGCCUCUUCUUCGUUCCGCCGCCGCUCGAGCACGCCCCGGGCACGAGCCGCACGCGCCGCCUCGUGCGCGACGCGGCGCACGCGCUGCGGUGCGCCGUCCGGCCGUUCGAGGCGCACCCGCUCAGCAUCGCGAGCGCGCCGGCCGGGCUUGCGGCCGACGAGGGCGAGCGUGGCGUCGAGCUGUACGCGAGGUCGUGCGGGCCGAGGACGUGGUCGGACGACCUGCACCGGCACGUCGCCGCGAGCUCGGCGCUCGCUGCGACGGCCAAGGCGGUCGGCCGCUCGGCGGCGUCGCCGCAGCAACAGCGCGUCGAGGCGCAGCGCUCGGCGUCGUCGGUGCGCAUGCUGUGCCUCAUCGAGGGCCCGUACGGCGGCCUGCCCGCCUAUUCGUCGCCGGUCGGCCUCCUCGAGCAGACCGAGUCGCUCGUGCUCGUCGCCGGCGGCAGCGGCAUGUCGUUCGUGCUCGGCGUCCUCGACGAGCUCGUCGGGCGGCGGCUUCGCGCCAAGGGCGGCGCGAGAGGCGGCAGGGUCGACGUCGUGUGGGUCGUGCGGCAGCGCGCGCACGUCGCGUGGUUCGCCGAGCGGCUGCGCGCCGUCCUCGCCGCCGCAGAGGGCUCGCCGCUCCGCGUCGUCCUCAAGGUCUACGUCACGUGCGACGACGCGCUCGCGACCGCCGUCGACGCCUCGGCCCCCGCGCCGUCGUCCUCCCCAUCCUCGUCCUCGAGCGCCGGCGCCGCCGCGCCUCCUCCUCCCCCUCCCCUCCUCCCCGAGCUCGCCACCCUCUCCUACUCUCGUCCCUCGCUCCGUACCCUCGUCCACGACGCCCUCGACCGCGCCCUCGCCCCCUGCGGGACCUGCUACCCGGUCUGCCGCUGCGGCGAGCUCGCCGGCGCCGGCGGCGAGUGCGCCAACGACGAGGAGGAGUGCGUCGGCGGGUGCGGAGGCGUCGCGAGCGCGAGGGAGCUGCUCGACAGGCGGGAAGGCGAGGAGGAAAAGGGCGAGGGCGGCGAGGAGAAGGAGGAGCGCAGAGGGGAGGUCGUCCCGACGCUCGCCCGCCAGGGUGGGUGCUGCGGCAGCCAGAGCGCCGCCUCGCGAGCGAGGGACGCCACCGCCGUCGACGAGAUCGUCGAGCUGCCCUCGGCCGUCCCCUCGUCGUGCUGCGGCCCCUCCUCGUCCACCUCUUUCCCGCCCGCUCGCGCCCCUCCCUCGUGCGGCUGCUGCUGCGCGCGCACGACCGGCGGCGGGUGCUGCACGGGCGUCACCGAGGGCCCGGCGUCGGCUGCCGACGUCGAUGCCGACGAGCGGGACCGCGUUGAGGGGAGGCCGCUCAGGGUUCGCACGGGCGGGAUGGGCUUUGUCGUCUGCGGGCCGGGCAAUAUGGUCGCCGAGCUUCGCAACGCUGUCGCCACCAUCCCGCUCGCCAAGCAGGCCCGCGUCGGCGGCAUCACCGUGCAUGUCGAGCAGUACAGCGUGUGA
This is a messenger RNA of Rhodotorula graminis WP1, 2645 nucleotides long. RefSeq lists its product as uncharacterized. Gene Ontology annotation, cellular component: plasma membrane. Bases 87 to 2645 code for a protein of 852 amino acids. Gene Ontology annotation, biological process: intracellular iron ion homeostasis; copper ion import; iron ion transport. The record is from RefSeq and is a predicted model, not a curated record. Gene Ontology annotation, molecular function: ferric-chelate reductase activity. The transcript has 4 exons. Lineage: Eukaryota; Fungi; Basidiomycota; Microbotryomycetes; Sporidiobolales; Sporidiobolaceae.